AUGUCAUUCUCCAAAAGGCUGAAACAGUGCUUGAGUACAAUCGCACUUGAUAGCCAUGGUCCGUUCUCUAACCUAGCUGAACUCAAGACGCAUCCUGCUCACCUCGCUGUAUUCAUUAACUACCUGCUAUCAAUUGAUAGUCCUAAUAGCUUAUUCUUCUAUGUGAUUACGGAUGCCUUCCAAAGUGCUCAAGGUUCCCCAAAAGACUUCAGACGAUGGGCGUUUGAAAUCUUCACUACGUUUGUCAUCCCAAACUCGCCAUUGGUUAUUCCAAACUCGGACCAAAGCAUCAUUCAGCCUAUCGAUAAGAUUCUUGCCACAACGUCUGAACAGAUAUGUGAAGCAGAUGUAGAGAUUCUGAAACGGGUAUUCGUUCCUGGUCGUCAACGUGCUGUCGCCGAUAUCAAUGAACAUAUGGCUAAUUUUCGGCAAAAGCGGCAGUUAGGUAAGCGCUUUUCUCAGUUGUAGCA
This is a messenger RNA of Strongylus vulgaris, 470 nucleotides long. NCBI's taxonomy places the organism in Eukaryota, Metazoa, Nematoda, Chromadorea, Rhabditida, Strongylidae. The record is from the annotation of a GenBank genome assembly.